Messenger RNA from Trichechus manatus latirostris (Florida manatee), 9086 nucleotides. RefSeq names its product centrosomal protein 192 (gene CEP192). Bases 1178 to 8605 code for a protein of 2475 amino acids. Gene Ontology annotation, molecular function: protein kinase binding. Lineage: Eukaryota; Metazoa; Chordata; Mammalia; Sirenia; Trichechidae. Gene Ontology annotation, biological process: centriole replication; mitotic spindle assembly; protein localization to centrosome. The transcript has 45 exons. The record is from RefSeq and is a predicted model, not a curated record. Gene Ontology annotation, cellular component: pericentriolar material; cytoplasm; centriole.
UUGAUUCCCACUCAAUAGUGACCCUGUAGUAGAAUUGCCCCAUAGGGUUUCCAUGGAGCAGCUGGUGGAUUCCAACUGUCAAGCUUUUGUUUAGCAGUCAAGCGCUUAACUACUGCACCACGAGGGCUGCUAAAUUAGUCCAUGCUAUGUAAAAUGUACGGUUUAAUGCAUUCAUCAUUGGCCCUAGUACAGUCCUUCCUGAGCAUUCAUCUUGCCCUGUUCAAAGUAGCCCUUGAAAGAGUUCUUCAGGCUUUCAUUCUCUCCCUGUACUGUAGGUUGACCCUACCAGUUCUCUUCUUGGCUGCAGAAUACAACCCAAACUUUCUAAUAUGCCAUUAAAGGCCUUUGGAAUAUAGUUUUAUUUUUUACCAUUUUAUUUUGUACAUCUGUUGCCAAAAGUCACUGGAGUACUUGCUUUUGACACAACAGACUUAGCACUUAGAGUAGAUUUUGGAAUCAGAAUCUACUCUGGGGUUGAAUAUUACUAAUUGUACAACUUUGGGUAAAUUUAGCUAGUCUCUGAGUUUGUUUCCUCUUCUGUAAAAUGCAGAUAAAUACAUAUAUCAUAAAUUUGUUCUAUGGAUUAAAUGAGACAAGGUAGUACGUAUUCAGUAAAUUUUAAUCCUCUUCCCCUGUUGCGUAUGUUUGUUACUUUAAAAAGCCUCCUUAUCCCGUACAUUGUCUAUGAAAGUUCUACUCAUUUUUAAGGUAAAGUGCUAAUACCGCCUCAUUUAUUGAGCCUUUCCUAAUUUAAUUAUUUUGUUUUCCUCCUGUUCAUUUUCUUUACUGCAUUUCACACAGCCUUUACACGAUACGCACUCAGAAAUGUUUUCAAGACUGAGUAUCAUCUCCUGAGCACUGUGAUAAGGGUCAAGUUGAAAUAAAGGUGAGUUUGUGGUAAUCUGUAUUCUUUGCUGCACUAAACCAAGGGUAAAUUAAGCUGCUUUGUAUUUCAUUAUUAUGUGAAUGAUAAGAAGAUAGUUUAAUGUUUAUAUUGUCAGCUAUAAAGUAGCAAACUGGUCUGAGAAUUACUUUACCUUAGAACAUUUGCCAGUAGUAUCCCUUCUUUAGAGAUAUUCCCCAAAAUGUUGUUUUUUUCCUAAAAUUUAAAAGUUUUCUAAUAUUUGAGACUAGUGCUCUUAAUCAUUUCAAAAAGUUUUAUAGUAACAUUUGAUUUAUGAAAGUAUUUUUUUAUUGCAGUGAGAUGGAAGAUUUUCGAGGUAUAGCAGAGGAAUCAUUUCCAAGCUUUUUAACCAAUUCCUUACUUGGUAAUAGUGGCAUUUUGGAAAAUGUCACUCUUUCUUCAAAUCUUGGCUUGCCUGUUGCUGUUUCCACACUUGCUAGAAAUAGAGCCAGUACUGGUAACAGGUAUUCUGAUAUCCAGGCAUCUUACUUAGUAGAGGGGAAAUUUUCAAUUCCGUCUGAGUCAUCUCACAGUAGCCAGAGUGAUCCUGAACCAAAACAGAGGUUACAACUUAGCUUCCAAGAUGAGAAAAGGAACCAUAUGGAGACUCAGCAUCUGUCAGAUGCUCUCGUAAGAGAGUCAGCUUUGCAAAGUGAGAUAGCAGGAACAGAAGAGGAACAAACUCCAACUGCAAAAUCCUUACAAGGCCAAGAUAUUUUUGAUGGGAAUUCAGUCCAGGAGCAAGUGCAAGACUCAGCUGUUGAUUUUCGUUUACAGUCAUCACGGACAAAUAAUAAGGAACAUGAGAUUGUUGUACCUGAUGCUGGAACACAUUUUGAAGAAAAGACUCCAAAAAGUGACUUAAGCCAUACUGUCUUACUAGAAAACGAGAAACUCACAUUGUUGCCGAGCUCUGAAGAUUCCUCUGAUGAUGAUAUUGAUGAUGAAGAGUUUUAUGAUGAUCAUUUGGAGGCCUAUUUUGAACAACUGACAAUUCCAGGAAUGAUAUAUGAAGACAUAGAAGGACACGAAAUUGCAGAAAAUCAUUUUAAGUUACCUACAAGUGAUCAUAGUCAGGUAAAUGAGAACAGUAGCCUAACCUGUAGAUCUCAAUCAGAAAAUAAUAGCUCUCUGACCUCCCUUGCCUCACAAGCUGCAGGAAAUUCUGAAAUGAGCCACAAAGAGUCUCAGGAAGGCCCUGUUGUUUGUCUGCCUGGGACCAAUAAUUCUGUAGGAACUGGAGAUAGUAGAAGGCAUGUAGAUGGUGUGUUCCCAUUUUCCUCUAGUACCUGGAGAAUUGAAAAAGAGAAAAGAGGGGCAGAAAGUUUGAAGGGUAUUGUUCCAUAUCAUGGCAGAGAAAGCACAAGAGAUGAAGUUCUGGUGAAGACUAGCAGGGCUACUGAUGUGAAACUUAACCCUGUUUAUUUUCAUGACACAAAUGCUGAGAAGGGUGAUUUGGGCUUGACUGGGCCCUUGAAGCAGGGGGCAGAGUCUCUGCAUCAAAAUAAGCAUUUGGCAUCAGAUUCAGAAGCAGUUUUGCACCUGGAUGGAUGUUUACACCCUGAGACUCCCAGAGUGUCCAAUAAAAAAAAUGUGGAUAUAACAUCUUUGAAGCCUGUUGAUGACAAUGGGAUUAAGUCCACUGAUAUUCUGUGGUCACCAGCCACUGAAAGGCGAACAUGUGACUGUUACGAGUCCAUUGAAAAGAGUAAAGACCAAAUGGAUCUGCCACAGAGUGUGGUCUAUCAAAAUGAAGAGGGCAAAUGGGUAACUGAUCUUGCUUAUUAUACAUCAUUUAAUAAAGAGCAAGAUUUAAAUGUGUCUCUAACUGAUGAGAUGAAUGAGAAUGAAGACUUCAGAUCUGGUUCUGAAGCAUUGGCUUUGAUUGCACAGGAUGAAGAAGAAUUUAACAAAGAACAUCAAUUUAUGCAGGAAGAAAACAUAGAUGCCCAGAACACUUCGUUUGCACUAGGGGAUAUGUCCUGGGGAACUUCAGUUAAUUUCAACCUGUUGAGGAAAUCAUUUAGCCCAUCAGAUUUGGGCAAAGAUGAUGCCAGUUAUCUACGUCUAUCGUUAGGAGAGUUCUUUGCUCAGAGAUCUGAAGCUCUUGGCUGCCUUGGUGGUGGUAACAAUGUGAAAAGACCAUCAUUUGGUUAUUUUAUUAGAUCACCAGAGAAGAGAGAACCUGUUGCUUUAAUAAGAAAAUCUGAUGCAUCAAGAAACAAUUUGGAAAAAGAAAUGGCUCAUCUUAACCACAAUUUAUUAGCAGGAGAUUUAAAUGAGCAAUCCAAGGCACAACUAAGUGAAGGAUCAGUUACACUUAAGGUUGAAGAAUUGGAGAGUGCUUCACAGGAGGAUGGAAGUGAUGUGACAUUAACUGCUGAUAAAGGCAAAACAGAGGACAUUUUCUUAAUGAACAGCCAGCCCAGAAGGUACAGAGACGAGCUGUCUGAUAGUGGCGAUUCUGUACUUAGGAUAAGCACCAUUGCUUCAGCCAUUGCAAAUGCAUCCGUCAAUACGGAUCCUUCCCAGCUUGCUGCCAUGAUAAAGGCACUUUCAAAUAAAACCAGAGAGAAGACUUUUCAGGAAGAUAAACAAAAAAACUUUUCCAUUGUGUCUCAUUUCUUACCAAAUGAUUUAGAAAAAAGCAAUGGCUCCAACGCGUUUGAUAUGGAGAAAUACCUUAAAAAAACAGAAGUUAGUAGAUGUGAAGCUGAAUUGAAAAAGUUUUCAAGAGCUGAUGUGUCUGAUAUUUGGGAUUUCUCUUUGCCAAAAGAACAGACUGCACAAGCUAUCCAUGCAGUGGACUUGGGUGCAACUAAUCUAAGUGGAAUGGAACCACAAGAAAACACAGCAGCUAUUUAUAGCAAAAACAGAGAGACUGAGAACCAGGAAUCAUUUACACCUAUAAACUCUUCAAAUCCAGUUCUUACAAAUACAAGAGCGAAUGAGAGCACAGUGAUUGAUGUAAAGACAUAUUCCAGUGGUACCAAAUUACCAGAUAUUGAUAAUAGUGAAAAAACGAUGUCUGUUUCCACCCCCACAUCUGAUAGUUACUCAUUAGUAAGUAAUUCCACAGUAACAUCCUUUUGGCUGUUAAAAGAAUGUGAAGAAAUACAAAAUAAUAGAGAAAAUCAGAGACAAAAUGAAUGUGUUAGUGAAGCAAGCAACAGUGAAAAGCAUGUGACUUUUGAAAAACAUUCCACGAUCUCACCUGAAAGUGUUGAUUUGAAAGAUACCUGUCUUGGGCAUGGUGGACAUGGUUCAGAGGAUGACCGGAAUAGCUUCAGACCUUCAACUUCACCACUGAGUCAUUCUUCUCCUAGUGAAGUUUCUGAAACAGCUUCAACAGGGUGUGCCCAUCCUCAGAAGCCCCCGAGUGAGAGUACAUCAUCUCAGUUGUCAUGCUCAUGUGCUGGUGUGAGCAGGCUGACGUACCUGUCUGAGCAUGAGAGCAGCUGUCCUGUCUCAACCACAGGUUACAGCCAUGAGGACCGUCAGAGUGAUAUCACCAGUGAGUUGAGCACCACAAUUAUUCGUGCCAGCCCAACUCCAUUGGAGGAACACACUGUGGAAAACUUGAAUGAAAAAGUUCCAUUUCAAGGAAAAGAAAAAAGAACAUUAUCAUCUGUUAUUCAGAACAAAUUGGAUAAGAAAAAAGUGACUGAAACUACUUUCCAGAGUAGUAAAACUGAAGAUGUAAAACCUAACUUUAGAGUUUGUAAAGAUCCUCCUUCCAAAAGUGGAGAUCUCUUUGAAACCCGUCUGGUAGGUUUGGCAUCAAACUCUCAUGAAUUGGACCAGAUCACUAUGACUCUACCCAGCAGGGAAUGUCUCAGCCGUCAGGCUUUGUCUACUACUGCUGACCUCCCUGCGUCUUGCCCGGAAUCCGUUAACAAAGGUCAAAGAAGGACUUCCAAAGAUGUAUUAACUGCCAGCAGUGAAUUAAGUGGCCCGAUUCCUAACCAGACAGCUCCUGAUAACCAGUGUUCCGCUGUCCCCAGCUUUGCAGGCCACGGCUCUGCUCCUGAGAUGCAGCACCUGCCCGCUACUAUUCCCACACUCUUGACUGGACAUUCUCUGACCACUGUGCCUUUUGCCCAGCAGUAUUUAGGGUCACUGCCUUCAGCUGGAAACGUCGCUUUGCCUCCUUGCCUUGUUGGUGGUGCCACAGUCUGUGGUUUCUCAGGAGGCUGUCCUCAUCCUGCUCUCCCAGGAGAGCAUGUUCAGAACUCGAUGGCUGUGGGAAUUUGUCUAGGACAAAAUUUCAGCUCUGGAUUGAUGGGUACCACUUCUCUUUGUAACCCGUAUUCUAAUGCCUUAAAUCAGAAUCUUCUAAGUACAGCAAAACCUUUUCCUGUGCAAUCUGUUGGUACAAGCUGUGGAACUGGUCCGUGGGAUUCAGGAAGGAUGUCAGAAUUAGCGUAUGUAAGAGUACCUGAGGAGUUGAAGUUCCCUCAUGCUUGCUGUGUUGGUAUUGUUUCCCAAACCCACCUCAGUGUCUUGAAUCCAGCUGACCGCUGGUUACAGGUCAGCAUUGGGGUGCUCAGUGUCAGUGUUAAUGGUGAGAAGGUGGAUCUUUCAAAGUAUCCUUGUUUAGUUUUCAAGAAUAAAGUCAUCAUAAGACCUCACACCACAGAAGAGAUAAAAGUACUUUUCAUACCGUCCAAUCCUGGGAUUUUCAGAUGUAUAUUCAGUGUUGCCUCUUGGCCGUUUUCAGCAGAUGCUGAGACGAUAGUACAAGCUGAAGCCCUGGCCAGCAGAGUCAUUCUCACUGCUGUUGCUGAGACCCCUGUCAUCGAGGUAGAAACAGAAAAGAAAGAUGUUCUUGACUUUGGUGACUUGACUUAUGGAGGCUGGAAAGCUCUCCCAUUAAAAAUGAUAAACAGGACACAUGCUACUGUGCCGGUCAGACUUGUUAUUAAUGCCAAUGCCAUUGCCUGGCGCUGCUUCACAUUUUCUAAGGAACCAGUUAAUGCUUCUCUGAAAGCUGCUCCCUAUGCCGACGUGAUUGCUCAACUAACAGCUCCGUCUGUGAUAAAUCAUGUGAUGCUCGCCAGUUAUGAUGGACAGGAGCCAGAAUUUCUGAUAAUUUGGGUUCUCUUCCAUAAUCCAAAGAAACAGAUGUGUUCUUCAGAGACUCUGGACUCGGCAGAAGAAUUCUUGGCAAGAGUUGAUAUAGAGCUUGAUAGCCCAAACCCUACUCCGGUUAUUAAAAGUGUUAGUCUUCGAGCAAGAACAGGAGUAGCUAGGAUACAUGCUCCAAAAGAUUUGCAGACUAUGCAUUUGUUUGCUAGUGUGGCUUCCUCAUCAAAGCAGUGCUUACCUUUGAAAAAUGCUGGGAAUAUCGAAGUUUAUUUAGAUAUCAAGAUCCCAGAUCAAGGAAGUCACUUCUCAGUGGACCCAGAAAAUCUGUUUCUUAAACCCGGAGAAGAACGUGAGGUUAUGGUUUCAUUUACCCCAAAGGAUUCCAAAACAUGUGAGAAAAGGAUCAUGAAAAUAUUUGUGCAGCCAUUUGGACCUCAGUAUGAAGUAGUGUUAAAAGGUGAAAUAGUUUCUUCGGGAAAUAAACCUCUGACACUCGGAUCUUGCUGCUCAGAUAUUCCAUCAGUUUUAUCCAACAAGCAGUUUCUGGCUUGGGGAGGUGUGCCUCUUGGUAGAACACAGCUUCAGAAACUAGCUCUAAGAAAUAAUUCUACAUCUACAACCCAACAUUUACGACUGCUUAUUAGAGGACAAGAUCAGGACUGCUUUCAGCUUCAGAACAUUUUUGGUACAGAAGAGCGAUUGACCAGUAAUUGUGAGAUCAGAAUUCGUCCAAAAGAAGACAUUAACAUCUAUGUAUUAUUUGCGCCUACUCGAUUAUCUUGUAUGUUUGCUAAACUAGAAAUUAAACAACUUGGAAUUCGAUCACAACUAGGCAUUAAGUUCACAUUUGUGCUCAAGGAAAGAACACAACAGCAUGUCACUAUAAUAUAUAACCCAUCAGACAGAGAGGGCAGUUACACGACUACAACAGAACUAUCAACUAUAUACUUCUUUGGUGGCGAUGAAAUUUCAAGACAGCAGUAUCGAAGAGCCCUGUUGCAUAAACCAGGGAUUAUACAACAGAUACUGCCAGAACAUAGUCUGUUGCAGAACAUUAAUUUUGCUGAAGCAUUUCAAGAUGAGCUGCUAGUCACUGAAGAGUAUGAUCUUCCCCAACGGCCUAAUGAUAUUCUGCUCUUUUAUGGAAACAUGCGUAAAAUUAUACUUUCAGUGAUUGGAGAAUUCAGAGAUUCCAUUUCUAGCAGAGAGUUUCUUCAGCCGUCUUCCAAAGCUAGCUUGGAAUCUAAAAGUGAAUCUAGAACUUGUGGAAAACAUAGUGGCAAUGUUUCUUUGGAUGUUUUACCAGUUAAAGGUCCUCAAGGUUCUCCACUUCUUUCACAAGCUUUUCACCCACCUCAAGAUAAAUUAGCCUCUGAGGAGAUAUGGACUGUUCAACCUGAACACUUGAUUUUGAUAGCUCCUUCUCCGUGUGACAUGGCAAAAACUAGACGUUUCCAGAUUUUAAAUAAUUCUGUUAGGUCACUGAAAUUUGAACUGUAUUGGCCAGCACAUUGCCUUACAAUAACACCCCAACAUGGAGUUAUUGAACCAGAGAGUAAACUACAAAUUCUUGUGAGUCCUAAUUCCUCCUUAUCCACAAAGCACUCAGUGUUCCCAUGGAGUGGUUUGAUCUACGUACACUGUGACAAUGGACAGAAGAAAAUUGUGAAAGUUCAAAUUCAAGAAGACUUGACCCAAGAAGAGCGUCCUUUUGCUCAUUGGGCCUCUAGCCCAUUUGGAAUCCUUCCUCCAGGUUCUGAGCUUUCCAUUAGUCACUUGGCGAAACCAGUGACUCAGCUACCUUCCACAAAAGUGGAAAUAAGAAACAAGACUGUUACUUUUCCUGCAACAGAACCUGGUGAAACUUCAGAAAAUUAUCUGGAACUUGAGAAUCAUGGUAACACAGAAGUAAAGUGGCAUCUGUCAUCUUUAGCGCCACCUUAUGUCAAGGGAGUUAAUGAAAGUGGAGAUGUAUUUAGAGCUACCUAUGCAGCGUUCAGAUGUGCUCCUGUUUCUGGCUUGUUGGAAAGCCACGGAAUCCAGAAGAUCACCAUCACAUUUUUGCCCAGAGAUGGAGGGAAUUAUGCCCAGUUUUGGGAUGUUGAGUGUCAUCCCCUGAAAGAGCCCCACAUGAAGCACACAUUGAGGUUCCAGCUCUCUGGACAGAGCAGCAAAGCAGAAAGUGAGCCUGAAAGUGCACUCAUUUCCACAGACACCCUCAUUAAGCUAGAUCAUUCCCUUAAGCCCCGAAGACAAGCUGUAUCUGCGGCUUCUGCACUUACACCUGGGCAGAUUGACCUAACCCGCCGUGGAGUUUAUGCUCCAGAGGAUGUGUAUAUGUUUCUGCCAACUAGAGUUGGGGACUCAAGGACAUUAAAAGUCAAUUUGCGAAAUAAUUCAUUUAUUACACACUUGCUGAAGUUUUUAAGUCCCAGGGAGCCUUUCUACAUCAAACAUUCAAAAUAUUCUUUGAGGGCCCAGCACUACAUCAACGUGCCAGUUCAGUUCAGACCCCAGUCGGCGGGCGCGUUCGAAGCUUUGCUUGUUAUUCAAACAGACGAAGGCAAGAGUGUCGCUGUUCGACUAAUUGGAGAAGCUCUUGAAAAAAAUUAACUAGAAUACAUUUGUAUAAAGUAAAUUACAUAAAUUGUAUUUGGUAACUUCCUUUUUCUACACUACAAUUAUGCUUUUGUGUAUAAUUUGUAUGCAAAAUUGGGUGUUUAACUGUAGAUUUUUUUGUUUUGAAAAGCUAAUACUGAAGACUUGACUGAAAUAUCAUGUAUCUAGCCUACAGUAUUACUUUUACAGGGGAGAAAAUAAUUCUAUUUUUGCAUCGAUUAUGAUAUUCUGAAUGAAUAUGGCAUUUAUUUUAAUGUGGUAUAUCCAGAAAUAAACUUUAUUUUCCAUUAAACUUGUCUCUUCUAUAUGGUGCCAUACAGUAAUUAGAAUAUCACUUUUUUCCGCUAAUUAUUUCCAAGCUUCUGGGUUUGUUUUGUGAUUUUUCUCCUCCAUUACGGAGUUUCUUUCUCCUAAGAAAUACCUUCUCUAUUUUUUCUUUCUUUUAGCUAAUUGUCCAGAGUAGAAAGGACAGCCA